Angiostrongylus costaricensis is the source of this 867-nucleotide messenger RNA. Lineage: Eukaryota; Metazoa; Nematoda; Chromadorea; Rhabditida; Metastrongylidae. The record is from the annotation of a GenBank genome assembly.
AUGGAAGCAUGCCUCAUUUCAGCAAAGCAGCCCACUAUAGUGGGAUUCGAACCCAUCGCUCCACCAUCGAGCCAUAUUCUCUGUUUCGCCCAUCCGGCAAAAAGAAAUGGAAUCACGCCGCAACUCAGCAAAAACGCUGACGAGAGUGCGAUUCGAACCCACGCCCCCGAAGGGACCGGUGCCUUAAACCAGCGACUUGGACCGCUCGGCCAUCUCGCCGAGCUGCUCUGUCUUGCCCAUCCGUCAAAAUCCUGGCUCACCCAGGGAGAAGUCUCUGAAGACAACAUUUCAGCACGUCCUUCUGACUUUCUAGAAAUGGAGUCAUGCCUCAUUUUAGCAAAGCAGCCCACUAUAGUGGGAUUCGAACCCAUCGCCCCACCAUCGAGCCAUACUCUCUGUUUCGCCCAUCCGGCCAAAAGCAAAAACGCUGACGAGAGUGGGAUUCGAACCCACGCCCCCGAAGGGACUGGUGCCUUAAACCAGCGCCUUGGACCGCUCGGCCAUCUCGCCGUGCUGCUCUGUCUUGCCCAUCCGGAGAAGUCUCUGAAGCCAACAUUUCAGCAUGUCCUUCUGACUUUCUACAAAUGGCCUCACGCCGCAACUCAGCAAAACGCUGACGAGAGUGGGAUUCGAACCCACGCCCUCGAAGGGACUGGUGCCUUAAACCAGCGCCUUGGACCGUUCGGCCAUCUCGCCGUGCUGCACUGUCUUGCCCAUCCGAGGAAAACCUUUCUCAUCAAAAACGCUGACGAGAGUGGGAUUCGAACCCACGCCCUCGAAGGGACUGGUGCCUUAAACCAGCGACUUGGACCGCUCGGCCAUCUCGCCGUGCUGCUCUCUCUUGCCCAUCCGUCAAAAACUUGGCUC